Molecule: messenger RNA, 891 nt
Organism: Adineta ricciae
Lineage: Eukaryota; Metazoa; Rotifera; Eurotatoria; Adinetida; Adinetidae
Source: the annotation of a GenBank genome assembly
AUGGCAGAACGUGGCGGAACUCGAGGUGGCUUCGGCACACGAGGCGGACGUACCGGUGAAGGUGGUCGUGGCCGUGCUGAAGGAGGUCGCGGCGAAGGUUUCCGUGGCGAAGGCGAAGGACGAGGCCGUGGUCGUGGUGAAGGUCGUGGUCGCGGUCGUGGCCGUGGACGUGGUCAACGCCCAAAAGAAGAAACUAAAGGAUGGGUCCCUGUUACCAAAUUAGGUCGAUUGGUCAACGAUGGUAAAAUUCGUUCGUUGGAAGAAAUUUAUCUAUUCUCAUUACCCAUCAAAGAAGCCGAUAUUAUUGAUCGUCUUUUACCUGGCCUUAAAGAUGAAGUUCUUAAAAUCAUGCCCGUACAGAAACAAACCCGUGCCGGUCAACGUACUCGCUUCAAGGCUAUUGUCGUAGUCGGUGACAGCAACGGCCAUAUUGGUCUUGGUGUUAAAUGCUCAAAAGAAGUAGCAACAGCCAUUCGUGGUGCUAUCAUUCUUGCCAAACUAUCUGUUAUUCCCGUAAGACGUGGCUAUUGGGGUAAUAAGAUCGGUGCACCACACACGGUACCAUGCAAAGUCACUGGUGAAUGCGGUAGUGUACUUGUACGUCUUAUUCCAGCUCCUCGUGGUACAAGUCUUGUCUGCGCUCCAGUACCAAAGAAACUCUUACAAAUGGCUGGCAUUCAAGAUUGUUGGACAGCUGCUAAAGGAUGUACCGCUACACUUGGCAAUUUCGCUAAAGCAACAUACGCAGCUAUGGCCAUGACUUAUUCAUAUUUAACACCUGAUCUUUGGAAAGAAACAGUGUACACAAAAACACCAUUUCAAGAAUAUAGUGAUCAUCUUGCUAAUACAACUAAGAAACUUACAGUUGGUGUUGGUAACAAAAACUACUAA